UACACACAAAGUUUCAGCACAUUUUAGCAGAGAAACCUAAAAGAAAUGGAGGCCACAUGUGUCACAAUGACCAUAUAUAUUCCAAGGAUGUACGGAAUAAAUAAUUUUUUUAAUGGAAUGUUUGACAAGAAGAGUAUCAAGCAAUGUGAAAUGAAAAUCAAAAAAAUGGAAAAGGAUAUUAAAAAACACAAUCAAAUUUACAAGAAAUUGCAGGAUCAGCAAAAGGUGUGUUGGCUUGCCAACAGAAAAGUUACAUACAAGUUGCUUACUUCAAAGAAGACAAAUGAUUACAUAGAUGAAAAUUUAAGUGCGCAUGAAGAACGCACAACACAAAAAGCAAUUAAUAAAGUUAAGAAACAUCUUCAAGAAACAUUAAAGCAAGCAAAAGGGACGGAACAAAAGUACCAGAUUCUUCUGGAACAAGAGUCCAGGAUCAGAUCUUCUGUCAGAAAGCUGGAACAGGAUAUAGUCGAAAUGAUUGAAUUUCAAGUAAAUGAAAGAACACGAACUUCAACACCAAUUACAAGUAGGAUACACUCAAUCAUCCCAAUCCAAACUAUUGUACAAAGAAUGAGUAGUAAAUACCAGUUUAUCGUGCCUAAGGAGUUUAAUGAAAAGAAUGGAUGCUAUGCAAAGUUACCCAAUUUUGAACUAAUCAAUCGAGAAUUCCGGAGAUAAAGACAUAGUGGAUCAUCAUAUACAAUAUACAUGUUUUUAAAUGAUUUUUGUGAUUGUUUUAUUUAUGCAUGUUUUACGGAAUAAAUAUUAAUAUAUUUUUAGAA
Mytilus trossulus (common blue mussel) is the source of this 782-nucleotide messenger RNA. RefSeq lists its product as uncharacterized. The record is from RefSeq and is a predicted model, not a curated record. Lineage: Eukaryota; Metazoa; Mollusca; Bivalvia; Mytilida; Mytilidae. The transcript has 6 exons. Bases 46 to 678 code for a protein of 210 amino acids.